AUGGCACAAGGGAUUCAACUUGAUCGAGCAAAUUUCUGCUGCUUAAUCUGUCUGGAUCUACUGAAUGAUCCAGUGACUGUUCCUUGUGGUCACAGCUACUGCAUGACCUGCAUCAAGGACCACUUUGAUGAACAGAAUCAUAGGGGGAUGUUCAACUGUCCUCACUGUAGGCAGACCUUCAUACCGAGGCCUGCCCUGGUAAAAAAUCCCAUGAUAGCAUGUGUAGUGGAGGAGCUGAAGAAGACUGGACUCCAAGCUGCUCCUGCUGAUCACUGCUAUGCUGGACCUGAAGAUGUGGCCUGUGAUUUCUGCACUGGGAGAAAACUGAAAGCUGUCAAAUCCUGUUUGAUGUGUCUGGUCUCUUACUGUGAGCAACACCUCCAACCUCAUCUUCAAUUCACAUUUGAAAAACACAAGCUGGUGGAGCCCUCCAAGAAGCUCCAGGAGAACAUCUGCUCUCGUCAUGAUGAGGUGAUGAAGAUGUUCUGCCGCCCUGAUCAGCAGUGUAUCUGUUAUCUCUGCUCUGUGGAUGAACAUAAAGGACACGACACAGUCUCAGCUGCAGCAGAAAGGACUGAGUGGCAGAGAGAGCUCCAGCUGAGGCGACAACAAAUCCAGCAGAGAAUCCAGGACAGAGACAAAGAUGUGAAGGUGCUUCAACAGGAGUUGGAGGCUAUCAAUGGCUCUGCUGAUAAAGCAGUGGAGGACAGUGAGAAGAUCUUCACUGAGCUGAUCCGUCUCAUGGAGAAAAGAAGCUCUGAUGUGAAGCAGCAGAUCAGAUCCCAGCAGGAAACUGAAGUGAGUCGAGUCAAAGAGCUUCAGGAGAAGCUGGAGCAGGAGAUCACUGAGCUGAAGAGGAAAGACGCUGAGCUGAAGCAGCUCUCACACACAGAGGAUCACAACCAGUUUCUACACAACUACCCCUCACUGUCACGACUCAGUGAAUCUACAGACUCAUCCAGCAUCAAUAUCCGUCCUCUGAGCUACUUUGAGGGUGUGACAGCAGCUGUGUCACAGCUCAGAGAUAAACUACAGGACAUUCUGAGAGACACAUGGACAAACAUCUCACCGAGAGUGGAUAUUUACCAGUCCCAACCAGAGCCCAGGACCAGAGCUGAAUUCUUAAAACAUGCAUGUGAAAUUACACUGGAUCCAAACACAGCAAAUACACAUCUGUCAAUAUCGAAGGGAAAAAGAGAGGUAGCAUACAUGAGAGAAGAACAGAAAUAUUUUCUUCAUCCAGAAAGGUUUGCAUAUUCCUGGCAGGUCCUGAGUAGAGAGAGUCUAACUGGAUGUUGCUACUGGGAGGUGGAGAGGAGUGGGAGAGGAGUUUUAGUAGCAGUCGCAUACAAGAAUAUCAGCAGAGCAGGGGAAUUCAGUGAAUGUGUCUUUGGACAAAAUGACAAGUCUUGGGCAUUAGAUUGUUUCAAAAAUAGCUAUGAAUUCAGGCAUAGCAACAUAAAAACUCCGAUCAAAGGCACGUUGUCCUCGAGAGUAGGAGUGUACCUGGAUCACAGUGCAGGUGUUCUGUCCUUCUACAGCGUCUCUGAAACCAUGACUCUCCUCCACAGAGUCCAGACCACAUUCACUCAGCCUCUCUAUGCUGGACUUUGGGUUUCAGAAGGAGCCACAGCUGAGGUUUGUAAGCUCAAAUAGA
Molecule: messenger RNA, 1657 nt
Organism: Seriola dumerili (greater amberjack)
Lineage: Eukaryota; Metazoa; Chordata; Actinopteri; Carangiformes; Carangidae
Product: E3 ubiquitin/ISG15 ligase TRIM25-like
Exons: 1
Coding region: 1-1656 (551 amino acids)
Molecular function (GO): protein binding; zinc ion binding
Source: RefSeq, a predicted model, not a curated record